This is a messenger RNA of Branchiostoma floridae (Florida lancelet), 1422 nucleotides long. Its product is annotated as solute carrier family 15 member 4-like. Gene Ontology annotation, molecular function: transmembrane transporter activity. Gene Ontology annotation, biological process: transmembrane transport. Bases 310 to 1422 code for a protein of 370 amino acids. The transcript has 7 exons. The record is from RefSeq and is a predicted model, not a curated record. Lineage: Eukaryota; Metazoa; Chordata; Leptocardii; Amphioxiformes; Branchiostomatidae. Gene Ontology annotation, cellular component: membrane.
UUUAAGUACCUUUAACAUUUCCUUUUCAUUGGAAUCAUAAACAACAGUAACAAGAUGACACACUCAAAUUUAAAAAUCAACCUCAACAAUAUAAAUGCAAAUGGACUGAUAAAAAGAAAAUAGAUACCAAAAAAGAAAUACACACACAUUACUUAGCAAUUACUUAGUACUUACUGUGGUUAAGAAAAUGUCAAAGCCCAUUGACAUUAGUAUAACCACUUAGAUUUAUUCUAUCACGCACCUACAGAGCAGGAUACAGAAAAUAAAUAACUUGACUUUUCAAAACAUCAUCUGUUUUCUUCCGAAGGAAUGGCUUUGCUGCCUAUCGCUGCCUUCCCCUACGUGGAGUAUUUCGGUGAGGAGUCGGACCUCGGACAGGAGACGGAGAGGGGCGUGUUCCUGGUCGCGUUGUUCCUGGUGGUGAUCGGGCAGGGCGGCAUCAAGGCUAACGUCGCGCCGUUCGCGGCACAGCAGGCCUCGGGCAUGACCAUGGAGACAGAACGGAGCUUCUUCAACUGGUUUUUCUGGAUGCUGAAUCUCGGAGCCGGGUUCUCCCUGUCCGUGAUCGCGUGGAUCCAGCAGGACGUGUCGUUCUGGAUCGGGUUCCUGAUCCCCGUCCUCACCACCGGGAUCACGCUGCUCACCCUCCUCACAUGCCGAUGUGCAGGCCGUCUCAACAUGGAGGAACCAAAAGGUAGCGCCGUCUCUACUGUAGUGUUGAUCUUGAGCGAUGCUGUCAAGAACAGAGUGAGGAAAGGUUCCCAUGGUAACGACGGCCAGGGCAUCUUAGACUAUGCAAAGGAGCAGUUCGGUGGACGCUGGUGUGAGACCAGGGUCGAUGAGGUGCGAGCUCUCGGCAGGAUCGUGCCGAUCUUCCUUCUCCAGAUCAUGUACAGGAUCGUCUUCUUCCAGAUGCAGACGACCUACUUCCUUCAGGGAGAGCGGAUGGAUCUACGUCUGCUUAACAGUGACGAGGACGACUCUGGGGACGAGCCCGGGAGCGUGCCCGUGGCGGCGCUCAACCUGUUCUACGUCGUGCCCGUCAUGGUUCUCGUUCCCACGCUGGACAAGAUCGUGUACCCAAUCCUGGACAGGAGAGGCAUACAGCUAACCAUGCUCAAGAGAAUAGGAAUCGGCAUGUUCCUCGGCAUACUGUCCAUCUGCGUGGCGGCGUUUGUGGAGAUUGCGCGAAAACAGAGGAUGGAGGAAGAUGGUGGCUCGUUCGAGCAGACUGUCGCGGGGGAAGUGUUCGAAGCCUCCACCCUAAGCAUCUUCUGGCAGGUCCCACAGUUCACUCUCAUCGGGCUGGCGGAGGUGUUCGCUAUGACAGCGGGAAUCCAGUUCGCGUAUACGGCGGAGGCUCCCCGAGACCUGCGCAGCCUGCUACAAGGGUGCUGUUUGACAAAUAACGUUUGCUUUUAA